Drosophila suzukii is the source of this 414-nucleotide messenger RNA. NCBI's taxonomy places the organism in Eukaryota, Metazoa, Arthropoda, Insecta, Diptera, Drosophilidae. The record is from RefSeq and is a predicted model, not a curated record.
AUGGCAUCUCAGCUAGAGCCCAUAAAGAAGGAUAUCCCGAAGAAUUUCGAAAAGAUCGGCUCGAGGAACUUCUACAUCGAGGAAUUCUACCAGAAGAAUUGGUGGGCUGCAGCCAAAACUUGUCGCCAGUUGGGCGGGGUCCUGGCAAGAAUUCAGGACGACAAGGAGCUGACAGCCAUUAAGCGACACUCAAAACGAAAACAUAUGGAACACUACUGGCUGGACAUCAACGACCUUGCUGAAGAGGACAGAUUCGUGUAUUCAAUCUCCGACGAGAUUACCCCCUAUUUGAAAUGGGCUUCGACUGAGCCAAAUAAUUUAAAUAAUAAUAAACACUGCGUUGACCUCUAUGCUGAACAUAUGUACGACAACAAAUGUGAAAAAAAAUACUACUACAUUUGUCAGGCAGAUUAG